Thyridium curvatum is the source of this 1812-nucleotide messenger RNA. RefSeq lists its product as uncharacterized. Gene Ontology annotation, molecular function: transmembrane transporter activity. The coding region runs from base 1 to 1812 and encodes 603 amino acids. The record is from RefSeq and is a predicted model, not a curated record. Lineage: Eukaryota; Fungi; Ascomycota; Sordariomycetes; Thyridiales; Thyridiaceae. Gene Ontology annotation, biological process: transmembrane transport. The transcript is spliced from 5 exons.
AUGGAUACGGCUCAAAGAAGCGAAAGCAAUGAAGAUGCAAAACGCCACGAAGCAGGCGCUCCCUCCUCCGAGCAUAUCGACGAUGGCACUCCGCCAGCGCCAAGUACCGCAAUGUACCUGGAGCAUGGUAUUCAGCCGAUCGACGAGGUCACAUUGCCCAAGGGCUACUUCUACAGCCCCUUAAUCCUGGGCACCUUCUUUGCGGCUGCACUUGGCCUUACCUGCGGAGUUAGUGCAUUCGCUAUGAUCGCACCAAAUCUCAAUCUUAUCAACGCCGAUAUUGGACCCAGUGCAAAUAUUACCUGGGUUGCUAUUGUCUAUAACCUCAUGAUGGGCCUUGGAUGCACCCUCGUUGGACGCAUAACCGACAUAUUCGGCCGUCGAUGGUUCUUCGUCGGUGGCUCCCUGUUGGCUGUCGUUGGCAAUAUCGUAUGCUCAAGAGCCAGUACUGUCCCUAUCAUGAUUGGCGGGAUGACCAUGAUUGGCUUCGCUACUGCCUCCCAGGCCUCGUACUUCUUCGUUGUCGGGGAGUUGGUGCCAAUUCGGUGGCGCUUUCUUGUGUCCGGUCUAGUGUAUCUGAUUGGAACGCCAUUCAACAUCUUCGGUGCCAAGCUUGGCCCUGUCAUCGUCCAAAAUUUAGGCUGGAGGUGGAUCUUCUACAUCAUGAUUCUUCUUAACGGUGUGGGAUGUACUUGCUGGUUUUUAUUCUAUCAUCCACCCACGUUUGUCAUGCUACAACAUGGCCAUUCUGCAAAGGAGCUGGUACUUGGUUUUGACUAUGUUGGUUUUGUCUUGUUUUCAGGCGGUAUAACGCUGCUCAUCCUAGGAUUAAGCUGGGGAGGCACUCUCUAUGACUGGGGCAGUGCGCAUAUUAUAUGCACUUUGACUAUUGGGGGCGUCUUGCUAAUUCUAUUUUGGCUCUACGAGCUUUUGGCCAAACCGAAUGAACCAUAUAUCCCCAUGAAGUUGUUUCGAAGACGAGGUUACAACGCUGCUGUCCUGUCAGUGAGUGUUGUUGCUAUGGGCUACUACGGCUUUAGUAUCUUCUGGCCACAAGAGGCUGCAACACUCUACCCAUCCUCACCAUCUACAAAUGGCUGGAUGAACCUAGCGGCCUCGGGGAUGUUCGCCUUUGGCGAUCUCGUCGGCCUCCUAGUCGCUUCCUUUAUUCGACGCCGGCUUAGGUUCUUCUUGAUUGGUUGUAUGAUACUGGCUACCGUAUUUGGAGGGACAGUCUCUGUGGGCACGCAGCAUAAUAAGGGGACAACGGUUACACUACUAGCUCUUUGCUGCUUUUCCCUUGGACUUGUCGAGAGUAUUGUUCAGGUUCUGGCCGGCAUCGCCAUUGAGGAUCAGAACGAUAUCGGCACUGCUAUCGGACUGUCAGCCUCCGGGCGCGCUUUCGGGGGUGCCUUAGCCACGACGAUCUACAGCACCGUCCUGACCAACCGCCUCAAGACGACGAUUCCCGCCCUGGUCCCGGCUGCAGUGGUGAAGGCCGGUCUACCGCAGACCUCGGUCCCUCUGCUUCUCGAGGCCUUCCAGGGGCUAUUACCUGCAGACAAGGUCCCUGGACUGACCCCGUCGAUCAUGGCUAUCGGGAUGGACGCGUACCAGACGGCGAGCGCCCAGGCCUACAAGACCUGCUUCUUGACGAGCAUCGCAUUCACUGGCUUGGGUUUGAUCGCUGUGUUGUUUUGCGAGGACGUGGAUCCCAAGUCUGAUCAUAUCGUGGCCAAAGAGCUUCACUCCAAGAGCGAUGAGAAGCGUCUCGAGUCAGAGGCGGUCCAUGUGGAGAAGCAAGGAGCCUGA